CAGACACGUCAUGCAGGAGAACUACGAGAACGUGGCCUCGCUGGGGUUUCCAGUUUCCAAACCUGAUGUGAUCUCCUGGCUGGAACAAGGGGAGGAACCCUGGGUCCCAGACCUCCAGGACCCUGAGAAAAGAGAGACCCUGAGAGAGGCCUGCACAGCAGAUGGUGGGAUGGUGAAUGAGGUGGAGAAUCCUCAGCAAGACGACGCUGAGCAAGUAGAAGCACAUGGGACGUUAUCGGAAGGAUCCAAAGGGAAUGUUUCCGGGAGCUGUGCAGAGGCAAACGCCUGUGAGAGUCAGCACAGACCAGAGAAAAAGUUCAGUAGAGGCUCAGACCUUAUUAGAUAUGAGAGACUCAACGCAGGAGGAGCACCCUACAUCUGCCUGGAGUGUGGGAAAACCUUCAGACAUAAGAAAGUCUUUAGCAGACAUCAGAGAACCCACACUGGAGAGAGACCGUACACGUGCUCCGAGUGCGGGAAAAGCUUCAGUCAUAGCUCAAACCUUACCACGCAUCACAGAACCCACACUGGGGAGAAACCCUUCACUUGCCAUGAGUGUGGGAAAAGCUUCAGUCGGAACUCAGAGCUUAUCGUACAUCAGAGAAACCACACAGGGGAAAGACCCUACACUUGCUGUGAAUGUGGGAAAAGCUUCACUCGGAGCUCAGAGCUUAAAAAGCACCAGAGAAUCCACACUGGAGACAGACCCCACAGAUGCCCUGAGUGCGGGAAAGGCUUCAUUAAUAGGUCUCAGCUUGUUACACAUCAGAGAAUCCACACAGGAGAGAGGCCUUACUCAUGCCCUGAGUGCGGGAAAGGCUUCACUUCUAGCUCACAGCUUGUCUCGCAUCAGAGAAUCCACACAGGAGAGAAACCUUAUUCAUGCCCUGAGUGCGGGAGAAGCUUCAGUUCUAACUCACAGCUUGUCUCGCAUCGGAGAAUCCACACAGGAGAGAGAUCCUUUUCAUGCCCUGAGUGCGGGAGAAGCUUCAGUCAUAGUUCACAUCUUAUCACACAUCGGAGAACCCAUACGGGAGAGAGGCCCUACACAUGUCCCGAGUGCGGGAAAAGCUUCAGUCAGAGCUCAAACCUUGUCACGCAUCAGAGAAUCCACACAGGUGAGAAACCCUACACGUGCCUUGAGUGCGGGAAAAGCUUAACUCGGCGCUCACUGCUGGUCAUACAUCAUAGACUCCACACAGGUGAGAGACCCUACACAUGCCUUGAGUGUGGGAAAAGCUUCACUCGAAGCUCAUUGCUGGUCAUACAUCAGAGAAUCCACACUGAAGAGAGACCUUACAGAUGCCCUGAGUGCGGGAAAGGCUUCACUUGUAGCUCUCAGCUUGUCUCACAUCGGAGAAUCCACACAGGAGAGAAACCCUACUCGUGCCCUGAGUGUGGGAAAAGCUUCACUGAUAGAUCACAGAUGAUCACGCAUCAGAGAAUCCACACAGGGGAGACGCCCUACACAUGCUCCGAGUGCAGGAAAAGCUUCCGUUCGCGCACUCAUCUUCUCGCACAUCAGAGAAUCCAUACGGGAGAGAAACCGUACACGUGCUCUGAGUGCGGGAAACGCUUCAGUCAGAGAUCAAAUCUUAUCACACAUCAGAGACUCCACACAGGGGAGACGCCCUACACAUGCGCUGAGUGCGGGAAAAGCUUCCGUCGGAACUCAGAGCUUAUCGUCCAUCAGAGAAGCCACACAGGAGAGAGACCCUACGCUUGCUGUGAGUGCGGGGAAAGCUUCAUUCGGCGCUCAGAGCUUAAUAAGCACCAGAGAAUCCACACUGGAGAGAAACCCUUCGGAUGCCCUCAGUGCGGUAAAGGCUUCGCUUCUAGCUCACGGCUUGUCUCACAUCAAAAAAUCCACACAAGAGAGAAGCCCUAGUCAUGCCCGGUGUGUGGGAAAGGCUUCAGUCAUAGUUCAUGGAUCAUCACGCAUCAGAGAAUCCACACAGGAGAAUAACACUAUCCUUGUAUUCAGUAGGGCUGCCCAAAGAUUUUUUGGUUUGGGUUUUGUUUUGGUAAUACAUUGGUUAAUUCCCACGUAGUGGUCUUGAAGAUUGAUUGCACCAAUUCCUUUACUGUAGUCUCUCAGCUCCCUUCGGGUGAGUUGAUGCCUUCUACCUUUUGCAACUCUCCUUACUUUGGGGUGAAUCCUGUGAUCCUUUCUAUCAACUCCCUUUGUCCUUUGAGUUAUGGGAGUCUGUGUCCCUUUUGACAGAAAUGUCCAUCAGCCCGAGUUGAGGGAGAGGGUUGACCUGAUCUGGCUACAAUGACAUAAAAACUAGCUGUGCCUUUUCUCCACUAGAACUGUACAUUGUUAGGCCACGUCUACACUACCACUUAUGUCGGCAAAAGGUAUGUCACUCAGGGGUGUGAAAAACACCCCCCCCCCAAGUAACACAAGUUUUGCCAGCAUAAUUGGCAGUGUACACAGCGCUGUGUUGGCAGGAGAGCUUCUCCCCCAAUACAGCUACUGCCGCUCGUUGGGGGUGGUUUAAUUAUGUUGACGAGAGAGCUCUUUCCCACCAGGAUAGAGCGACUACACAAGAGAUUUUACACCAGCGCAGCUGCAUCACUACAGCUGUGCCGCUGUAAGGUCUCUAAUGUAGACACGGCCUAAGUUGCUUAAAUCAGCUAUUUGGGUGUAAAAACACAACUAUCUUUUCAGGGCGGACAUAACCCAGGUGCGGUGGUUGUGGUUAGCUUUCCCCUUGUGCUGACCUGAUCUCCAUUACCGGUCCUAGUCCUGAUAAACCCUGAGCAUCACAUUGCAAAGUGAAUGUUAGUCACCAGAUUUCCUGGUUGGGAAAGAGUCUCGUUCUCAGGUUUUCUGACAUAACUUGUGGUUGUGCUGAAGAGGAGGUAGUUUUUUUCUACCAGUUUUCUGAUUUAGAAUAUAGUGAGAUGUAAUUAAAAGGCAGGAGGAAAGGUAGAAAAAAAGUAUCAUUUCAGCCUUUCCAGAUGGGAAGGUUGGCUGAUUUUUCCCUAUUAUGAUGAUGCUAAAACCUUUGUAACUAGCGUGACUGAAUAGUAAUGAUGUGGUGCUGAGUGAAGAAGGUUUGACUGGAUCAGAGGACAGCGUAAUAGGAAAACCGGUUCUAAUUUGGCAUCAUGAAAUGUAAGAUGAUCUGGAAUUUCAUUUUAUAUGAUACUGAAACUGUCUUAUUCUCUUAUGUGUUGUGGGUUUUUCUCUUUCCUGAGGGCUUUUGAUAACGUAACUGGAUAGUUAGUUUUUUAUGAUAGGGUGAAGUUCAGGUUUUUGGUGGAUUUUGAGACAAAUGACUAUUUACUAAAACAAUUUAUUUUUGUGCAUGUCUUUUUUCCACUCCUCCGUUAUGGCAUGGAGAAAGCUCAAGAGCAGUUCAGUCAUCAGGAAUGAAUACUCAGAGCUAUUGGAUGUAUUACCAGAGAGAGAGUAGCUUUUAAAAUUGUACAUCUAACUAUGGAACGGAAUCGAAUAACACUGUGAUCAUAUAGCCCUGGUCUACACUACGCGUUUAGGUCAAUUUAUCAGCGUUAGAUGUAUUUAACCUUGCACCCAUCCACACGACUAAGCUUUUUUUUUUUUUUUUUUUUUUACUUAAAGAGAACUUAAAAUCUAUU
Messenger RNA from Mauremys reevesii (Reeves's turtle), 3609 nucleotides. Its product is annotated as gastrula zinc finger protein XlCGF57.1-like. Gene Ontology annotation, biological process: regulation of immune system process; negative regulation of transcription by RNA polymerase II; regulation of cytokine production. Bases 11 to 1888 code for a protein of 625 amino acids. The record is from RefSeq and is a predicted model, not a curated record. The transcript is spliced from 3 exons. NCBI's taxonomy places the organism in Eukaryota, Metazoa, Chordata, Testudines, Geoemydidae.